AGCCAAAGCCAGUUAAAAAAAGUGAAACAUUAACAAAUUGUGUGAAAAAAAUGAAAGUGCCUGUUUUUUGUUAUUAAAAUUAUUAAUUUGCGAUCAUUGAAUCAUGUCUCAUCACGAGAUUUCAUGUGGUUUAGAAUAUAUUACAACUCCCAAUUUACAAGAGUGCCUUUCGGAAGCUUUACAGUCUAGUUAUGCAUUUAUCGUUAUGCCGAUUGUUCAUCCACGUUUUCGCCGGUCGCACCAAUCGUCCGUCGGAACGGUUGGAGGCUUUUCAAGAUCAGAUAUGUUACUCGCUUCACAAGACUGGAACAGUAGGAUUGUGGGAAAAUUAUCACACUAUUUGGACCUUGAUUCGGAAUCUCCGAUUAUUCGUCAACGCCAUGAGGAUUGCCUAAAUGAAGAGCUUACAUACAGUCGAGGAUUAGGUCUUCCAGCUGUGAUGUUGUCUUUGCACUCAACCAAUGUCAGUAAUUUGGCUAGAAACGUGCUCUCUUACUUGGACACAAGCCACCACCCAACGCUUAUUUGGAGUUAUGUGCCUAUGUUUUGCCAAAGAACUUUAAGGGAUCAGGAAUCUGAAGAAAAUGAAAACAUUGAGGUUUGGGAUGAGCCGUGGAGGUGGUGGUCCACCUUCCAUGAGCGCAUAAACUGGGACAAGAGAGUUGGUGUUGUAGUGGAGAUACCAGCCAACCUGCCACCACAAGAAAUACUAAAACGAUGGCUCGGUGAACCAAUCAAAGCGAUUGUUGUACCUACUUCUCUAUUUCAUAAUAACAAGAAAGGAUACCCAGUUUUGUCAAGAGCUCAUCAACAACUUGUUGUGGAAAUGAUAGAACACGAAGCACAAGUCAUAGUCAGUGGAGCAAGGAGGUCAAAUAUAGAGUACUAUUUGCAAUAUCUUUAUAGAUUGUGGAAGAAAAGGCCAUAUAUUGCUGAUGAUCCUAUGCUCAGUUAUGCUAAAGGAUGGGAAGAUUACCUACAAAUACCUCUACAACCAUUGGCUGACAACCUGGACACUCACACAUACAAUGUUUUUGAAAAAGAUCCCAUCAAAUAUGACCAGUAUCAAAAAGCAAUUGCUCAAGCGUUGACUGAUAUUCAAAAGAAAAGGAAAGGAGAAAGCAUUAAUAAUGAAAGUCUCAGUGCCAGUACUGAUAUAAUCAAUAGUGAUACAAAAGAAAGUGGUCAAGGUGAUAAUGCAUUAAAAGAAAUUGAUAAAGCUAUUACUGUGAUGGUGUUGGGAGCAGGACGCGGCCCACUGGUGAGAGCUACAUUGAAUGCAGCAGAUAUCACACAAAGUAAAGUUAAGGUAGUUGCAGUAGAGAAAAAUCCAUGUGCAGUAGUAGUUCUCACUGCUCUAGCGAAAGAAGUGUGGCACAAUCGUGACGUCACUGUUAUUCCGGGGGACAUGAGACAAAUCAACCUGUCACCUAAAGCUGAUAUUAUAGUUUCUGAACUGUUGGGGUCAUGGGGAGACAAUGAACUGUCACCAGAGUGUUUAGAUGGUGCAGCUGGACUCUUGAAAAGUGCUGGUAUAUCGAUACCCAGGGAAUACAGUUCAUAUGUUGCCCCUAUAUCCUCAGCACGACUAUGGGCAGCAGCGAAGGUAGCCAAUGUCACCAGCUGUCAAAUGGAAAAGAACCUUGAAACUCUUUGGGUUGUUUAUAUGCAAAAUAAACAUGACAUUGGAGAAAUUAAACCUGUGUUUACUUUCGAACAUCCUGCAAAAGGUGUAAAAGAUCACAAAGGGAAGGAGGUAUUGGACUACAGAGGUUUACCAGUGACAGACAACAGAAGAUCAACAGUUCUCAGCUGGGAAGUUAAGCAAGACAAUGUAAUGCAUGGUUUUGGUGGUUACUUUGACUGUUUAUUGUAUGGCAAGGAAAUGAUUAGCAUAGUGCCAUCAACUCACAGCCCAGGAAUGAUAUCAUGGUUUCCAGUAUUUAUUCCAAUCAAGACUCCUUUAAGAGUAAAAAAAGGUGAAACAAUAAAAGCCACUUUUUGGCGAUGCAGGAAUCCUCGUAAAGUUUGGUACGAGUGGAUUGUUGAAGUUGGUAUCCGUGCUACUCCAAUGCACAAUAAUAAUGGACGUAGUUCAGAAAUGUUAUUAUGAUUGUAAAUUAAAAUACUGCCUUUAAUUUACUUAGACACAUGAAUAUGAAAAUAAAAAUCAUCAUAUACUAUAAUAA
Messenger RNA from Bicyclus anynana (squinting bush brown), 2189 nucleotides. It is a transcript of the gene csul, whose product is annotated as protein arginine N-methyltransferase 5. Gene Ontology annotation, biological process: regulation of DNA-templated transcription; peptidyl-arginine N-methylation. Bases 104 to 2113 code for a protein of 669 amino acids. Lineage: Eukaryota; Metazoa; Arthropoda; Insecta; Lepidoptera; Nymphalidae. The record is from RefSeq and is a predicted model, not a curated record. The transcript is spliced from 9 exons. Gene Ontology annotation, cellular component: cytosol; nucleus.